This is a messenger RNA of Tachysurus vachellii, 1852 nucleotides long. RefSeq lists its product as uncharacterized. The coding region runs from base 104 to 883 and encodes 259 amino acids. The transcript is spliced from 4 exons. The record is from RefSeq and is a predicted model, not a curated record. Gene Ontology annotation, molecular function: ubiquitin binding. Lineage: Eukaryota; Metazoa; Chordata; Actinopteri; Siluriformes; Bagridae.
GAGACGGUAACACAUUUUUGUUCGCGCCGUGCUAAGCGGAAGUAGUUUAAAUUCUGUGUGUUCUGUGAAACAGAAUAUUUCUGAACAGAAACAAAUAUAAAUUAUGUCCAAACUCAAAAGAAGAAAAACAGCGGUGGAGGAAAUAAGAUCUGAACAUCAGUUUAGGAUUAAAGAUCUGAAUCAGAGUCUGCGCAUUCCGGACGCAGGUUCUCCUGCAGGUGAAGGAUCAUCAUACUGGACUUCACCUGAUCUCUCUGACGUGGAGAAGGUCUGGUUGGAAAUUCUGCAGUCUUUAUGUCCACAGUUUUUAGCUCAGGACACGACGCUCUGUGUUCCUCAUCUACCUCAACUGUCUGUGAAAGAGGAGAAACAGUCUGAGCAUCACUGGUGCAGUCUGGAUGAAGAGGUUCUUCCCUUUCCUAAUGCACUAGCUCUCUCUAUUCCUUUCUUGUACUCUCCUGUGCCCUCUCCCCACCUACAGGCACGAUCUGACCACAUCUCAGUCCAUAGUUCGCUGAAGUCCCUCAGUGAAGGGAACGAGGGAUUAGAUGGUAGUGAGUGUGAGCAGGAUGUGAACAGAGCCACUGCCGUAUCUGGAAGUGAACAUUCUGGACAGGAGCGUGAGGGUGAAGCAGGGCCUGGAUCAAUAGACACUUCCAAAAUAAACUCCAGAGCAGUUCCUGGAUUAGGAAUAGUAUCUGGAUCAGAACUUGAGACCGGUCAUGAAUCUGGAAUGCCGAUUAGAGGAUCAGGAUCAGACGGAUCAAGACUGGAAUGCUGUCCGAUGUGUCUGAUGCUGUUUCCUGCAGGGUCCUCUCAGUUGGAGUGUGAUGGUCAUCUUGCCCAGUGUUUAUCAGAGAUGAAUGUAGACGUGGUGUGGUGAUCAUCUUCAUCAUAAUCAUCACCACAUGACCUCCUACACUGUGUUCUGAAGAAUGAUUUACAGCGACUGUUCCUCCCUGUAACACUGUACUUAAUGUAGGUUUGUGUAAAUAUCUCCACACAGUGAUCAUCCCUCAGCUAGCUUUAUCUGUAACAUCAUCAGAACUGAAGGUUGAAUUGUUCUUAAAAAUAACAAAUAAAUCUGAAGGUUGUGUUGUGAAGUUCAUUUCUGUCAGUUGUGGAACGUCACAGUGAUGUUUACUGCUGAAGUUUAAAAAAUCAAGAAAAACGAGUGGAUUAAUGAAACGACUGCAGGUGUUCUGUAAAUACGCUAAUGUGUUCACUUACAUCUACUGUAACCAUGCAAACACAUGCUGCUAAUAAACACAGAGAUCAUCUGGUGUUUUGUUUCACCCACACUCACAUCUCAGCUCUUUUACAUGCAUUAUAUCUUUAAUCAGAACAAUUUAUUAAACAAACUAAAGAUAUAAAACUUUCUGCUGCUGAAGGCAGUGUGUGAGAUUUUGGAGUCGACAAAAAUAAUUUAGAAAAGAAAGUUUAUGAAAGUUGAAUAUUUUUGACUUAAGUGCUGAGAAAUGUAUUCAAAAUAAAAAUCCAUUGAAUUUUGUUAAACUUCAUCAGAUCAUUGUCUCUCAGAGCUGUUGAAAUGAUGAAGAUGAUGAUGAUGAUGAUUAUCCAGCUGAACCUGAUGGAUGUUUUAUUGUUACAGUAUUUGAAUCUCUGGGACCAAAACAUUUAUCCUAAUGUUUUAUUGAAUAAAUCGGAUAUUUACAGAACUUCAUUCAGGAGAUAAAACAUCAGCAGAGAAACAAUGUUUUUAUCAGAGCAUCAGUGACUAAAGACAUUACACAUGUGGUCCUUUAUGAUGAUGUGCUGUUUUUUAAAAAUAGAUUUUGUUUCUUAAUGAUGUUUUUACAUCAAUAAAAAUAGAACUGCUAUAAAGAACAAA